GAGCCACAAAGAGAUGGAAAAGAGAUUUAAAAUAUUUACGUACAAGGAAGGUGAAGAACCACUAUUCCACCGUGGUCCUAUGAAUGAUAUCUACUCCAUUGAAGGACAGAUGAUUGAUGAACUAACUGAAGUUUCUAAAAGCCAUUUCAUAACUCAAAACCCUAAUGAAGCUCUAGCUUAUUUUAUUCCCGUGAGUAUCACCUCCAUCAUUCGAUAUGUUUAUCGGCCAUAUACAAACUACUCUAGGGAACGACUGCAAAACGUUGUUGCAGACUACAUUCGAGUAGUAUCGGAGCGUUAUUCUUAUUGGAAUAUAAGCAAUGGUGCUGAUCAUUUCCUCGUUUCAUGUCAUGAUUGGGCACCAGAUGUUUCAGCAGCCCAUCCAAAGCUGUUCAAGCAUUUCAUCCGAGUCCUAUGCAAUGCCAACGUAACAGAAGGUUUCCACCCUUCACGUGACGUCUCCCUCCCUGAAAUUUUCAUCCCUUGGGGAAAACUUGGCCCUCCUAUGAUCAACCAAACACCUCGGAACCGUCGAAUCCUCGCCUUCUUCGCUGGUGGUCCUCACGGCGAUGUUCGUAAGAGCCUCUUUGAGCAUUGGAAGGACAAAGAUAAAUCUGUACAAGUCUUUGGUUACCUUCCUAAUGGUGAAAAUUAUAGUGUUUUCAUGGCACAAAGUAAGUAUUGUCUUUGCCCUAGUGGAUGGGAAGUAGCCAGUCCAAGAAUAGUUGAGUCAAUUUACACUGGUUGUGUGCCCGUCAUCAUCUCCGACAACUAUACAUUGCCGUUCAGCGAUGUAUUAGAUUGGAGUAAGUUUUCCGUUCAUGUUCCGGUGGCGAAUAUACCGGAGAUUAAGAAGAUUUUACAAGGAAUUUCAACUAGGAGGUACUUGGAUAUGCAUAAGAGGGUGUUACAAGUUAGGCCACAUUUUGUGAUUAAUAAGCCUUCUAAACCUUUUGAUCUUAUGCAUAUGAUUAUUCAUUCUAUUUGGCUUAGAAGACUUAAUGUUAAACUAGGUCAUACUGUUAUGUAA
Molecule: messenger RNA, 1030 nt
Organism: Beta vulgaris subsp. vulgaris (sugar beet)
Lineage: Eukaryota; Viridiplantae; Streptophyta; Magnoliopsida; Caryophyllales; Amaranthaceae
Product: probable glycosyltransferase At5g11130
Exons: 2
Coding region: 14-1030 (338 amino acids)
Molecular function (GO): glycosyltransferase activity
Source: RefSeq, a predicted model, not a curated record